AAAGUGUACUGCUCCCUCUCUCUCUCUCACGCCCACACUCAAGAGAAACCCGCAUUUACAUCACACACAUGCCACUCUCUUUCCUAACCUUUUCCUAAUUUCCCUCUUUCUCUCUCUCCUCCCUAAAUUCUCUCUCUUUCAGGCGAUCUUGAUCUGGAACCUGAACAAACCACCAUUUCUUGUCAAGUUAUUCUGUACCUUUUUUAACAAAGUAAUUUAAGGGCUGCUAUUGUUUUUGAUUUUUAGGUUAUCAGAGCUGUAAUUGAGGGGUUUGGCCAUGUAUGUGACCUUUUUUUUUCAGAUCCAUGGAUGUGUUUGGGAUUUCUGAGGGGCAUAUAGAGGAUGACUAGGACCAAGUUUUUGGGGUUUGAUUUUAGUGAGAAUUUAAGUUGAAGCGGUACUGAUAUGUGUAUGGGAUUGGAAUUUCAGUUCUGCCCUGUUCUUUACUUGGUUAAUUUUUGUGCAAGUUGUGCUUCUUUAUUUGGUUGAAUUGGGUUCUAGUUGCUUUUGUUUUUAGGGUUUUGAUAUUUAAAGGGAUGGAGGCUACAAUUGGUGGAAAGUCUCGUCAUUUCUAUGGUCCAGUGGUGUCGGAUUUAAAGGCAGUUGGGAAAAGGAGUUUAGAAUGGGAUUUGAAUGACUGGAAAUGGGACGGUGAUCUUUUUAAAGCUAGUCCAUUGAAUUCUGCACCAUCUGAUUGCAGGAGUAGGCAGUUGUUCCCAACUGGACCUGUACUUCAUGAGAAUGCGGGUUUGUGGAACUGUUCAUCUUCUUGUUCCGAUGAAAAUGACAACUUGGGGGAUGAGAAAGGAAAGAGAGAAUUGGAGAAGAGGAGGAGGGUUGUUUUUGUUGAAGAUGAAAACUUGAAUUAUGAAGUUGGGUCCCCUAAUUUGAAGCUAGGAGAGCAGGUCUACCCCAUCAUGGAUGAAGAUGCAAAGAGUGGAAAGAAGACAAAGGUUACUAUGACUGCUUCAAAUCGUGCAGUUUGUCAGGGGGAGGAUUGUAGGGCUGAUCUGAGCAAUGCCAAGGAUUAUCACCGACGACAUAAGGUUUGCAAUGCGCACUCUAAGGCCAGCAAGGCAUUGGUGGGGAAUGUUAUGCAGCGGUUUUGCCAGCAAUGUAGCAGGUUUCAUGUUCUUCAAGAGUUUGAUGAAGGGAAAAGAAGCUGUCGCAGGCGUUUGGCGGGGCAUAACAAACGAAGGAGGAAGACGCAUCCUGAAAAUUUAGUCAAUGAAGGUUCAUUGAAUGAUGAAAAGGGUAGCAGCUAUCUGCUGAUAAGUUUACUGAGGAUUCUCUCCAAUUUGCACUCAAAUGGCUCUGAUCAAACAAAGGAUCAGGAUCUGCUUUCUCAUAUAUUGAGGAGCCUGGCGAAUCUAGCUGGUACAACUAAUGGAAGGAGCCUAUCUGGAUCACUGCAAGGAUCGCAAGGUUUGGCUAAUGCCAGAGCAAUCGUCGGGAAUCUUGAUAAAGCGCAUGAUGCUCUUACAAAUGGCCCUGAAUCUGCUAGACCUUCUAGCUCAGCUUCUAAAAAAGAUGAUUACAUUAUUUCUCAGGAUCUUCUACGGCCUUUGGGUCAAUUUGGGACUGUACCUAUUUCUGACUUGGUGCAAAAAAGAAUAUUGGAUAAUGAUGCUCAGGUUGGAACACUUCAAGCUCCUUCAGGUUCACAGUCUAUAACAUUGUUCCCAUCAAGAAACAACCUUCCAGCCAAAACAAAUGAACCAGAGGCUACUGUUGGAAGGAUCAAAUUGAAUAACUUUGACUUGAAUAAUGCUUAUGAUGAUUCCCAACAGCACGUAGAGAACCUAGAGAGGUCUCAUGCACCUGUAGAUACAGGUAUGGGAUCUUUCAGUUGCCCGUUAUGGGUUUGGUCAGACUCACAAAAAACAAGCCUGCCGCAUACUAGUGGGAAAUCUGAUUCAACUUUUAGCCAGUCGCCUUCUAGUUCAAGUGGAGAAGCUCAGAUUCGUACAGACAGAAUUGUUUUUAAACUCUUUGGAAAAAACCCAAACGAUUUCCCAGUUGCACUGCGAACACAGAUCCUUGAUUGGCUAUCUCACAGUCCCACGGACAUCGAGAGCUAUAUAAGGCCCGGAUGUAUUGUAUUGACAAUAUAUCUUUGCCUGGAAAAAUCAAAAUGGGAAGAGGUUUGUCUUGAUCUAGGAGCAAGUUUAAGUAGGCUUCUUAAUACAUCUAGUGACUCUUUUUGGCAAACUGGAUGGGUGUAUGUUAGGGUGCAAAAUUGUGUAUCCUUUAUUUAUAAUGGUAGAGUUGUUUUAGACACUCCAUUACCUAUAAAGAGCCAUAAGAACUGCAGGAUAUCAAGCAUCACACCUAUUGCUGUCUCUUUGUCUGAGAGAACUCAAUUUGUAGUCAGAGGCUUUGACAUUGCUCAGCCUAUGACAAGGCUGCUUUGUGCUGUUGAAGGAAAAUAUCUAGUCCAGGAAACUUGUUAUGACUUGAUGGAUGGUGCUGAUACAAUGAAUGAGCUUGACAAACCCCAGUACUUGAACUUUCAGUGCUCUGUACCAAAUUUUGUUGGAAGAGGCUUUAUUGAGGUUGAAGACCAUGGUCUCAGCAGCAGCUUUUUCCCAUUCAUUGUUGCUGAGCCAGAAGUAUGUUCAGAAAUCCGUUUGCUGGAGGAUGCAAUUCAGGUGGCUGAGACUGCUACUGACAUGCAUACAAUAGCUGAAAGAAUGGACAUCAAGAAUCAAGCGCUGGACUUCAUACAUGAAAUGGGCUGGCUUCUACAUAGAAGUCGCUUGAAAUUUAGACUGGGCCAGUUGGAUCCCAACUUGGAUCUCUUCCCUUUCAAACGCUUCAAACAGCUUAUACAAUUCUCCAUGGACCGUGAUUGGUGUGCUGUGGUGAGAAAACUCUUGGCCAUUGUGCUUGAUGGAACAGUAGAUGCUGGGGAGCAUUCCUCAAUUGAGCUUGCCCUGUUAGAUAUGGGUCUUCUCCACAGAGCUGUGCGAAGAAACUGCAGGCCCAUGGUGGAACUACUAUUAAGAUACAUCACAGAUAAAAAAUUCGGUGGAACAGGCACUCAGCAGAAUCAACUGGUUGAUGGGCGCAACAGCAGAUUCAUGUUUAAACCUGAUGUUGUUGGACCAGGUGGAUUGACUCCUCUUCAUGUGGCAGCUUGUAGGGAUGGUGCUGAGAAUGUGUUGGAUGCCUUGACUGAUGACCCUGGAUUGGUUGGAAUAGAUGCAUGGAAGAAGGCUCGUGACAGCACAGGUCUGACACCUUAUGAUUAUGCAUGCCUGCGAGGUCAUUACUCUUACAUUCAUCUAAUCCAGAGGAAAAUCAAUAAGAAAUCAGAAAGCGGGAACGUGGUGCUUGACAUCCCUGGUUCCCCUGUGGAUUGCAAUUUCAAGCAAAAAGAUGGGAAUGAAUUACCAAAAGUGACCAGCUUGCACACUGAGAAGAUCAAAAUGAAAGCAACGCAUCAGCACUGCAAGUUAUGUGAGCAGAAGCUGGUUUGUGGUGCGGCAAGAACAUCUCUGGUAUACCGGCCAGCAAUGCUCUCAAUGGUGGCCAUUGCAGCCAUCUGUGUAUGUGUAGCUCUGCUCUUCAAGAGUUCUCCUGAAGUUCUUUACGUGUUCCAGCCUUUCAGAUGGGAAUUGCUGAAGUAUGGAUCAAGCUAAGCUAGAUCUAUUUGUUAGUAUUGCUGGUGCAAGGUCUAAUAUUCUUUUUUUCCCGUCCCGUUUCUCCAAAAAAACAAAAACAAAGAAAAUCACCUGACACCGUGUAUGAAUUUAGUGGAAAAUAUGAUGUAUAUGUGAUAAUAAUAGCCGCUAAUUUAAUUUAUAGAACUACAAUAGGGAAACGUGUACUUCUACAUAGACAUGCAUAUAAAGUGGACACCACUGUUUUUUUUCCUGGUGGGUUGGGUCGGGGGGCAGAGGGCGAAAGAAUAAUUUAUAUUCUGUAGUCUCGACUCUUGAGGCUCUUGUGCUUUGAACAGGCUUAAACUUCUAGCAGUGAAUUAUAAGCUUCAUAGCUUGCAAUUAUUUCUUCAGAUUAUGGGAUUAUACAUUGUAAGAAUUCCAAAGAAGGUUUCAUUGAAUCCAUGAAUGAAGUGGUU
Populus euphratica (Euphrates poplar) is the source of this 4084-nucleotide messenger RNA. Its product is annotated as squamosa promoter-binding-like protein 1. Gene Ontology annotation, cellular component: nucleus. Gene Ontology annotation, molecular function: protein binding; DNA binding. The record is from RefSeq and is a predicted model, not a curated record. The transcript is spliced from 10 exons. Bases 537 to 3644 code for a protein of 1035 amino acids. NCBI's taxonomy places the organism in Eukaryota, Viridiplantae, Streptophyta, Magnoliopsida, Malpighiales, Salicaceae.